Messenger RNA from Talaromyces rugulosus, 2817 nucleotides. RefSeq lists its product as uncharacterized. NCBI's taxonomy places the organism in Eukaryota, Fungi, Ascomycota, Eurotiomycetes, Eurotiales, Trichocomaceae. Gene Ontology annotation, cellular component: intracellular membrane-bounded organelle. Bases 1 to 2817 code for a protein of 938 amino acids. Gene Ontology annotation, molecular function: phosphatidylinositol binding. The record is from RefSeq and is a predicted model, not a curated record. The transcript has 2 exons.
AUGGAUCAAGACGCUACCCCUUCGCAUAUUCCAGAAAACGAGACGACCGCCAUAGAGAAACAUGACAUUACCCUUGGAGGAGGCGAGGAGGAUGCACCUCCGGGGGACUUGCAGCAGUCAUGGGCCGCGACAUCAGGACAACACGUUAUGCGCUAUCUCUCCACUGCCGAAAACGAAACGCUUAUCGCUCUAGCUGCCGCUGCAGCUGUCGUUAUAUACAUAAUUUUUGGGAGGCUGGGUCUGUUGUUCAUCGGGCUAGUCGCUGGAUUCCUCUUUCAUGAGUUCUGGGAUGGCGUUGCGGACAAGGACUCGCGCCGUGGAGAUCAGAGUCCUAGCUAUGUCAAGAGAAGGAAAGAACUUGGUCUUCAGGUUGCCUCUCGGCUGCUCGACUGGAACCCGCGAUCGAGUGUCAUAGAACGCGGCGACGAUGCCAGAGUUGUGGCGCCGAAUGAUGAUAUGGAUUUCUCCGGAUUUCGUCCUGCUACCGCCGCUGCUCUUUCGGAUCUAACCGAUGCCAUAUUAAGAGACUAUGUAAACUACUGGUACAGCCCAAUCCUACCUUCCGAAAACACUUUCCCCGUCUCUUGCAGAAAAGUCCUAGUCAACUUCAUCAAUUCGCUAUCAUCGCAUAUGACUCGCAAACGCUCAGCGGAUACCUUCCUUCAGUUUGUCACCAACGCAAGCUCAAUGAUCAUCGUAUUCUUGAAUGAGUUGUCCACAGCUCUCCAGACAACCGGCCCCGAUUCCCCGGCGACAGAAGACGUUAUCAAACACUAUUUGGAAAAUUAUCCGGAUAGUAGCUUGUCAAACGUGCUAUCCGUGGAUCAACAGCAAAAGAAGCUCAAGAUGGUAGCAGAUGAUGUUCUUUCUGGUUUCCUCGAACCCUCGGUAUAUAAAUGCGAGCCACUAAGGAGCUUUUUCCGCGAGAUAUUUGCGGGUGUGGUGCUGGAGUCGGUCGUCCAAAGCUGCUCAAAGCCAGAUUUCAUCAAUGGUUGGAUCCUAUAUUUGCUUAAAGAGGGUGAACCGGAGAUCCUAAACGCAAUUGAUGCUGGAUUGGAAAAUGCUCCGAAGGGCAAAGUUGCAUCAUCUGAAGCCUUUAGUGGCUCAUCUCAGACUUUGCCAAGCGAAAUUUCCGCACCCCUUCAGAGCGCCAAAGCAGCAGACAGCUCACUGGACACAGUGUUCCACACCAAAGGUUCAACCCCAGCUAUGGCAAAAGAGGGUCUGCCUUCGAAGGUGGAGGCAGAGGGCACGGAUUUGCCAGCUUCUACUGAAGCGGGACUCUCGGAACGAAGCCAUAGCAGUGACGGCCUAGAUUUCGUUGAAAUCGAGCGAAAUCAACCAAACCCAGACGAGACGAAGAUGACCAGUUAUCAAGAGCAGAAUCAAAGGGAAUUGCACACCCCUCUCCUCGGCGCCUCUGUAUCAGUUGAUGAUGGCUCACAUCCUGGAGACAAAGCAAUCAUGAGGUCUCAACCCACGGCCGAGUAUUCGCUUUUGAUUGAACCAGCUUCAGCACGUGAACCCGGUUGGAUGACUUUUAGAAGCUACCAAGAUUUCAACUAUUUACAUGAUGCAUUAACAACGCUAUCACGGUAUCACCACGUAUCAUUUUUGGACAGCCAUGCCCUUUUACCUACCUGGCGCGGACAAACGAAAUUCUCAUUAGCAAGGAAUCUUGAGAAGUACCUCUGUGAUGCUUUGAAACACGAAGAGCUCGUUCAAUCAGACCGCCUGAGGCGGUUUUUUGGAAGGGACAGUGGCUUGCAACAGACACCAUCGGCAAGUGGUAGCGCAGGCAAUCCUUUCCGCACCUCAACCGCCUUUGAAAAUAUGGGGAAGGGAAUGUUGGGAGUUCUGUCAAAUGCACCUAAGGGCGUUGCGGGGGGAGGAAAGGCUGUCUUGGACGGCAUGACAGGCGUCUUUGCAGGGUUGAACAAAAGAAACACAGUUACAGCUUCAUCAAGUCAAGGUCGUGCUAGUCAAGAUAAUCUUGAGCGACCACAUUCUUCUUCUACCGCUAGCCAGCUACAGACUAGCAGGGCCUCGGCUGAUCAACCCACCAUCAAUCCACUGAACUCGCCAUCGUCUACUGCGAGUAGUGAAAAUCCGAUGGAAGCAGACUAUGAGAAAAAUGCCGGAGAGCUUACUCAAUCGAGGGAUUCAAAUUAUACAGCUUCUUCUACCAGUCUGGAAAAGAUUGACCCGGAAUAUACCACUCAGGAUAAUGCUCCUAAUACAGAGCUUGAUCAACAGACUAACGAGAUCCCACCUGAACAAGAAGACAAGGGAGCCAAUGCUUCCAGUUCCUCUACAGGCACUCCCAUUACCGACGAUGAAACCCGUAUCGCAGUCGAGCUGAUAUUCGCUGUCAUAAAUGAGUUAUACACGCUAUCUUCUGCGUGGAACAUACGAAGAACGCUGCUUAAUGCCGCAAAGACGUAUAUAUUAAAACCAGGGAAUCCCCAUCUGGAAUCAAUACGUGUCUUGGUGCAACAAUCAAUGAUCGAUGCCAACACCUCAGACGAUGCUAUCGCAACUAAUAUAACCAAGACCAGGGAAAACUCUCUCCCGACGCCUGAGGAACUAAAGCUAUGGCCGCCUCCUCUGACUGCAGAGGAGAGUGAGAAGCUCAGAGUCGACGCCAGGAAAUUGCUCAUUGAAAGAGGCAUGCCUCAAGCUUUAAUGAGCGUGAUGGGCGGUGCAGCCACUGGAGAAGCGCUCGCCAGGGUCUUUGAUUGUCUGCAAGUAGAAGAAGUUGCCCGAGGCUUCAUAUUUGCGCUUAUUUUGCAGGCCCUUCGAGCUAUUAUUCUUUAG